Molecule: messenger RNA, 3450 nt
Organism: Melanotaenia boesemani (Boeseman's rainbowfish)
Lineage: Eukaryota; Metazoa; Chordata; Actinopteri; Atheriniformes; Melanotaeniidae
Gene: reps2
Product: RALBP1 associated Eps domain containing 2
Exons: 20
Coding region: 7-2379 (790 amino acids)
Biological process (GO): endosomal transport; endocytosis
Cellular component (GO): plasma membrane; cytoplasm
Molecular function (GO): protein binding; calcium ion binding
Source: RefSeq, a predicted model, not a curated record
AAAAAAAUGUAUGAUUUUGUUCUGUGGUGGAAAGUAAAUCAGUUUUCUUCUGCGCUCCUGUGCUUUGCCGCCCCCUGCAGGCACUCGGCGGUACUGCAGCAAUCAGCCACAAUAGACAGUAGGAGUGGACAAGCGAGCCUGAGUCGAUCAGGCGGUCUGUCUUCACGAGGAUCGUUCUUACAGAAGGUGAUAUCGUCCACCGCUUUCCCAGGACCACCGCCUUUGCUUCUCGGAGCUGAAACAGAAAGAGGAGCAGCAUGUAUUGAUCUGUUUGGCUGCGGUGCUUGUCCCGAGGAGCGGAUCCUCCAUGCGUCAGCCCUGGGAAUGGAUCAGGAAUCCGGUGCGGCGUCUGCGGGCAGUUUCAUCUCCCUGAAUGAACAUGAGCAGAGGUAUUACUCAGGUCUCCACGGUCUGUGCCAGACUGACACUUCAGGAAAGCUGUCGUCCAGCAAAGUGGCAGAGCUGUUCAAGGCGUCUCAGCUACCUCCUGAGUCCCUGCAUAAAGUGACUGAGGUGUGUGGAGCAAAGCAUCUGGGUUACUUUGGAACAGCUCAGUUCUAUGUGGCCCUGAAGCUGCUAGCAGCCGCCCAGUCUGGUCUGCCCAUACGCCUGGAGAGUGUAACCGCCAAUCUACCUCUUCCCAGAUUUGUUGGGCUGAAAAAUGAGCCAGAGAUGCGAUACGUCACCGUUCCUCCUGCCACAGACGCUCAGGGGGCUCAGUGUGGGUCUGCAGCUGGUACCUGGACCCCAGCAGACAGGAGCAGCUUCAGACACCUGGAGGCCAGUGCAGACAGGAAGAAAGAGCCGUGGUCGCCACCUCGAUCCCCAUGUAGCUCACCUCCUCGCUCUCCGCUGGCCUACCGCAGCUACCUGUACACCAAGCAGAGAAACGGGGUUGACACACACAUCACCUAUGAAAGCAAACACUCCUCUCGACCGGUCGUUCAGCUGGAGCAGCACUCCUCACCCAGCCACUACGGGAGCAAACCCACGAUGGAGCAUCCAGCUAUGGUUCGGGCUUCCUCAGUCGAGAGGCUCGAACAGCAGAGUACUGCUGUGGACUAUUCUGAUGAUGACCCCUGGAGGAUCACAGAGGAACAGCUGGAGUAUUACACAAAUCAAUUUAAAAGCCUUCAACCUGACCUGGGGGCUCUGAUCCUGGGAGCUGUAGCAAAGAACUUCUUCACUAAAUCCAAGCUACCAAUACCAGAGCUCUCCCACAUUUGGGAGCUGAGUGAUGUGGAUAGAGAUGGAGCGCUCACCUUUUCUGAGUUCUGCAUAGCCUUUCACUUGAUUGUAGCACGCAAAAAUGGUUACCCUCUCCCAGAAAGCCUUCCUCCAACCCUGCAGCCGGGGUUCAUGCAGCAUGAAGAGGGCAUACCUGAUACUCCUGAAAGUGCAGAGGCUUUAAUUGUGUUUGAUGAUGCAGAACCAAGGCCCAGUCAGAUGGAUCAAAGCAUCAUAGAAAGGCUUCCACCCAGCUUUGCCACAGUACAGCAAGAUUUAAAAGAAGAAUCCAGCAAACAAGUUUACAGAAACAAAAUGUUGGAUAAAGAAGCAGCAGUUCAACAUGCUGGUGUGAAAUGUUUGGCCAUAUCUCAAGAGAAACGAGCUCUACAUCUGGGACCUUUUCCUGAGAGACCAGAGCCACCUCAGGAUUUGGAUCCACAGAUAAAGACUAAGACCAGACCAAGGUCCUACUCCAGCACUUCUAUUGAAGAGGCCAUGAAGAAGGCAGAGGAGCCCCCCACACCUCCGCCUCGACCUCAGAAAACCCACUCCAGGGCCUCCUCGCUGGACCUUAACAAGCUCUUUCAGCAGGGCGCUCCAGGAGUAAAAAGUGGAUGGCUGCUGCCUCCUCCAGCCCUCCCUCCAAGACCACUGACUUCACAGGUGUCUCCUUUUAUCAGCGUUUCAGAGAAAACAGCCCAUAACAAAGUCCAGCAGCCGAACUUUGCAGACUUCAGCCACUUCAGGGAAGAGGAGGAGAGCAGUGUGAAACCUGAAGAACAGGGAACAUACUCUAGAUUUGGACCAAGUUCUGAGGAUUUGACAAAUACUUCAGAGCAGGACCUCUCUGCCACUUCUCACACUCAGCCACCGCAGAAGCCAGUUCGUAGAAAAUACCAUCCUGAGAGCCAAAACCUGGAGACUGUUCCUCAGCCUGCCAUGCCAUUCCCUCCCCCAGCCAAACCUAGCCAAAAGCUGCUGUCCAGACAGAAAAGGGAAAUCCAGAUGGCAAUCCGGAAGAACAAGGAAACCAACGCAGUGCUGACACGCCUCAAUAGUGAGCUCCAGCAGCAACUUAAGGUGGUUCACCAGGAGAGAGUCACCUUGGAGUCCCAGCUGGAGCUCCUGCGGCCUCUGGCCUCGACGUGACCAAGCCUGGGGGUUGGAUCAGGGUCACGUUGCCAGGUCUUCACCACAGCACACCAGUUUAUCUGCUGGAGCCAGGAAGCAGAAAGUUGUUUUGUCAUGAGCGUCUAGUCAAAUGUUAAAGGGCUGUUGAUGGAAGCAAAGGUGCAUUGUUGACUCGACAAACAGGGAUGCAAUUCUUCCUUAAUCAGGAACUCUUGUUCCAUGUCUGUAUGUUACUUUUGGAGGAAUAGAACCACAUAUUUUUGAAAAAUUACUAAUUUUUUUCGUUGUGAUGUUUUAACUUAUUUCUCAUAUUUUAGAUUUCCUGUUAGUUUCACUGUAUGAAUCCUAAAUUGUUUACAGUGCUUGUGAUUGUUUGCACACAUUGACAUGAAUCUGGUGAAUGUUUAUGUUCUGUGGCAAUCACAGGAACUAAAAACCUCUCAGUCUUUUUAUGUACAGUGCAUUUUUUUAAUGUGUUUCCACACCCAUGGUCUAAAUCAAGUGAUGGUGCUACAGAUUUCUUAACCAAUCAUAUUCUGUUUGCACCUAAAGAAAAUCAAAAAUGCACAUCUGCAACGUUGGGAUUAAUGUUUGUCAAAUCUAUCAUAGACAGAUUAAUCUGAACUGGCUUCGUAUUUAGCUAUACUGAAGAAUGCUGAUACUUUUGACUCAAGAUUUAAAUGCAACGUGUUAAUUUUUGCCCAUUAAGUUGCUCCAUCUUUAAUUUAGAUGUGUUUGAAACAAAGUUUUUUAAUCCAUCAAUGUCCUGACCUGCAGCCCUACUGUUAAUGAUUUAACUGAUAUUGUAGUUUGGGGGAAAGAAGGUAUAAACAAAAAAGAAAAGAGCACAAUAUCCCAUGAUGCGCUGGAUAGAUGUGGAUUUGAGACUUGGUGCCACUUUAGUUUGCUCUAAACCUUUUGUUCCACACAGCUGAUGGGAUUGAAGUGAUGAACUCGUGAUGGCAUGUCUGAUUCUGCAUGUUUGCUGAAAUGUUGUGAGCUAUACUGUUAAUUAAACUAAAAUCAUGUCCAACUAAGCUCUGAGCUUAAGAUGCAAAUCAAAACAGUCAAUAAAGUUCUCUAUUUUUA